AUGAGCACUCCAAUCAUCUCUACACCUAUUACAAAGCUCUUCGGCAUCACUCACCCAAUUAUUCUUGCGGGUAUGAAUGUUGCUGCUGGUCCAGAGUUGGCCGCUGCCGUCACGAAUGCUGGCGGUUUGGGAGUUAUUGGAGGUGUCGGCUACACACCAAAAGUUCUGCGUUCUCAGAUUAAGAUCCUCAAGGACGGGCUCAAGGACAAGAACGCUCCUUUCGGCGUCGACCUUCUCAUCCCUCAGGUUGGUGGAAAUGCGAGAAAGACCAACUACGACUACACCAAGGGUCAGCUUGGCGAACUGAUCGAUGUCAUUAUUGAAGAGAAGGCAAAGCUCUUCGUUUGCGCCAUCGGAGUUCCACCAAAACCAAUCGUUGACAAGCUUCAUGCUGCUGGCAUCCCUGUCAUGAACAUGGUCGGCCAUCCCAAGCAUGUCGCAAAGGCGCUGGCGGUUGGUGUCGACCUCAUCUGUGCUCAAGGUGGCGAGGGUGGCGGUCAUACCGGUGAUGUUGCUGGAACUAUCCUUCUCCCAGCAUGCUUGGACGAGGUCAAGGGCAAGGUGUCGCCUCUAACUGGCGAGCCUGUGCAAGUCGUCGCCGCUGGUGCGAUGUAUGAUGGACGCGGCCUCGCUGCCGCUCUCUCCUAUGGCGCUGCUGCAGUAUGGGUCGGUACACGAUUCGUCGCGGCGACCGAGGCAGGUGCACCCAAGAAGCACAAGGAAGAGAUCGUCAAGGCUGAUAUCGACGGUACCGUCCGCACCGUCAUCUUCACUGGUCGCCCUCUGCGCGUAAUCAAAAACGACUAUGUCGUCGAUUGGAACGAGAAUAGGACGAACGAGAUUAAGCAGCUCACUUCGCAGGGUGUCAUUCCGCAUGAGAAGGAGUUGGAGAAGCGACCAGAAAUCUCUUUGUCCACUCGUCCGUGGCUUACUGGUGCCGUCGCUGGUCUCAUCAAGGAUGUCCUGCCCGCUCAACAAAUUAUCGACAACAUGGUGACCGAAGCCGCAACAAUUCUGACGCGAAACGCAUCUCUCGUCAAGGCCAGGCUCUAG
Serendipita indica DSM 11827 is the source of this 1053-nucleotide messenger RNA. NCBI's taxonomy places the organism in Eukaryota, Fungi, Basidiomycota, Agaricomycetes, Sebacinales, Serendipitaceae. The record is from the annotation of a GenBank genome assembly.